CGGCCGCCGCCGCCGCCGCCAGCAUGUUCCCCCGGCCGCCGCCUCGCUCCUGCGACACCUUCGUGGCGCUGCCGCCCGCCGCGGCGGGGGGUCGCGUCGUCUUCGGGAAGAACUCGGACCGGCCGGCGGACGAGGUGCAGGAGGUCGUCCACUUCCCGGCCGCCGCGCACUCGCCCGGCGCCGCGCUGGAGUGCACCUACAUCAAAAUUGAGCAAGUCGAAAAGACCCACGCCGUGGUCCUGAGCCGUCCCUCCUGGCUCUGGGGGGCAGAGAUGGGGGCCAACGAACACGGCGUGUGCAUCGGGAACGAAGCCGUGUGGGGGAGAGAGGAGAUCUGCGAUGAUGAAGCUCUCCUCGGCAUGGACCUCGUAAGGCUUGGACUCGAGAGAGCGGACACAGCUGAAAAGGCUCUUACUGUCAUAGUUGAUUUGCUAGAAAAAUAUGGACAAGGAGGAAACUGUAUGGAGAGCCACAUGGUAUUUACAUACCAUAACAGUUUUCUGAUAGCCGACAGAAAGGAAGCAUGGGUGCUAGAGACAUCGGGAAAAUACUGGGCAGCAGAAAAAGUAGAAGGAGGUGUACGGAAUAUUUCCAACCAGCUCUCUAUCACAACCAAGAUUGACAGAGAACACCCAGAAUUGAAGGAAUAUGCCAAAAGCAAGGGCUGGUGGGAUGGGGAAAAGGAAUUUGAUUUCGCUGCCACGUAUUCUUAUGUAAAUACUGCCAGAAUGACCACAUCCAGAGGCCGAUAUUGUGAAGGCUAUAAACUUCUCAACAAACACAAAGGAUCUAUCACUUCUGAAAUAAUGAUGGAAAUUCUUCGUGACAAAGAGAGUGGCAUUAAUAUGGAAGGUGGAUUUAUGACAACUGGAAGCAUGGUAUCUGUAUUACCUCAGCAGCCUAGUCUGCCAUGUAUUCACUUCUUUACUGGAACUCCAGAUCCUGCAAGGUCUGUAUUCAAGCCUUUCAUUUUUGUGCCCAAUAUUACUCAGUUAUUAAAAACUAGCUCCCCUACAUUUGGUCAUGAUGAUCCAGUUAAGAAGCAACCACGUUUUCAGAAUAAGCCAGAUCGAAGACAUGAGCUCUAUAAAAAACAUGAAAGUGCUGCUGUAGUUAUGGAAACUAUCGAGGGCCAAGGUAAAGAGAUGCUGAAAGAGAUACAGGAGUUGGAGAAACAGAAGAUAAGUGAAAUGGAAUCGAUCCUGCAAAACGGAUGUCUUGACAUUAACCAAAUGGUUAACCUUUUUUCACAGUGUGUAGAAGAAGAACUCAAAAUAUAUAGCUAAAACUACUAUUUGAAUGUGAUAAAAUUGAGUUUUAUGAUUAACUUUUCUAAUGAAGUGGCUAUAUAGAUUACAUCUUAUUUUCAAUAUACCAGUUAGUAUGGACAGUUUUAAAGAUGCAGAUUCAUAUUCAGGCCAAACAGCUUUUGGUUGUACGAAGCAAUGCUGAAAAGGCUCUUAAGAGCUAGGCAGUGGCUUUGUCUGUACGUGGCAUAAAGCUGUCAGCAGAGAUUGAUUUCAUCAACAAACAGAUGCAAUUAGAAUGUAAUAGCUUGACUAAAUUGUGGAACCACCCCAUCUCUGGGUGAAGAACACUAACCCAGAUUUGGAGAACUCAGUUCUAGUGUAUGCACAUGUAGCUUUCAUAGUCAAGAUAAUCGUAGCAGAAUUUCACGUUGCCUGAAUUAAAAUGGCCAUGCUGAAGGACUUUCUAAAAUGUAGAACCUGUUACUUGCACUGAAUAAAAAGGAAAGUUAUAUGCAAGUCAAGUAAGGUUGAUAUUCAGCUGUUUGACAAAACCAUUCUAAGAUACGUUUCAUAUAUGAACCUUCUAAUCCUUCAAUGUAAAAUGAGGCUAAGAGUAUAUUAAAACCAAAUCACAGUUACAAUUUUACCAUGAUUUGUUGUGAAAUCUGAUUACGUGGAAUUCAACAAUGCAAGCAUCCUGCAAGUUACCACACACUUUUCACUUCCCUAUUUUCCCCACCCUGAUACCAAAAAAUAAACUUAUUUACAUACAA
Messenger RNA from Gymnogyps californianus (California condor), 2023 nucleotides. RefSeq names its product secernin 3 (gene SCRN3). The record is from RefSeq and is a predicted model, not a curated record. The coding region runs from base 24 to 1286 and encodes 420 amino acids. Lineage: Eukaryota; Metazoa; Chordata; Aves; Accipitriformes; Cathartidae. Gene Ontology annotation, molecular function: dipeptidase activity; cysteine-type exopeptidase activity. The transcript has 7 exons. Gene Ontology annotation, biological process: proteolysis.